AUGCCAUGUGAGGGCUGUGGGCUGUCGGAGGCCGCGAUGCAGUGCCCGACGUGCAAGAAGUUGGACCUACCACCGAGUUAUUUCUGCACGCAGACGUGCUUCAAGGAUCACUGGGCCGACCACAAGCUGAAGCACACGCAGUCGGCGCUGCCUACGAUUCCCACCAUGACGGAUGCGGCGUUGAAUGCGUUCAACUUCACAGGAAGCUUGCGCCCUGGGCGAAUAACACCACGUCGUGCGGUGCCCUCGCACAUUCCCCGGCCCGACUACGCGGAUCGCGCCGACGGCGUCUCCAACGCAGAGGAAAAGGACCGAGGGUCAAAGGUGAAGCUGUACAACCUUCAAAGUCUGCACGACGACACUAAAGAGACGACGGAAAUUCAACGGGUGAAAACGGUGUGUCGUCUCUCGCGCGAAGUGCUUGAUAUCGCCACCGCGGCUGUGCGUCCCGGUGUGACGACAGACGAGAUUGAUCGUAUUGUUCACGAGGCCACUGUUGAGCGGAACAUGUACCCCUCCCCACUAAAUUACUAUAACUUUCCCAAGUCUGUUUGCACCUCUGUAAACGAGGUGAUUUGUCAUGGCAUCCCUGAUUCGCGGGAACUGCAGGACGGGGAUAUUGUGAAUAUUGACGUCUCAAGCUAUCUUAACGGGUUUCACGGGGAUUUGAAUGAGACUGUGUUUGUGGGUAAACCGGACAGCGAUAGUGUGCGCCUUGUGCACUGCGCGUAUGAAUGCCUGUGUGCUGGUAUCAAUGUGGUGAAGCCAGAGGCGCUCUAUAAACACGUUGGCGAUGCUAUUGAAGCCUGCGCUGAACAGUAUGGUUGCUCCGUUGUACGCACCUACACGGGUCACGGUGUUGGACAUCUCUUUCACACGGCUCCUACGGUAUGCCACUACGCAAAUAACAAGAGCCUUGGAAUGAUGCGCCCCGGGCACGUUUUCACCAUUGAGCCCAUGAUUAAUUUGGGCACGUGGCAGGACGUGACUUGGCCAGACAACUGGACAAGUACCACACGCGACGGAAAGCGCAGCGCGCAGUUUGAGCAUACGAUGGUUGUCACCACCGACGGCGUAGAGCUCCUUACCGACUGGACUGACGGCAUUCCGACGUAUCAGAAACAGCUGGAGGGCUGGAAUAUACCUCUUCCGCCCCCUAGCCGUGGCGUGGCGAAGUAG
Messenger RNA from Trypanosoma conorhini, 1179 nucleotides. Its product is annotated as putative methionine aminopeptidase, putative,metallo-peptidase, Clan MG, Family M24. Gene Ontology annotation, molecular function: metalloaminopeptidase activity. The record is from RefSeq and is a predicted model, not a curated record. Lineage: Eukaryota; Euglenozoa; Kinetoplastea; Trypanosomatida; Trypanosomatidae. Gene Ontology annotation, biological process: proteolysis. The transcript has a single exon. The coding region runs from base 1 to 1179 and encodes 392 amino acids.